Messenger RNA from Schistocerca americana (American grasshopper), 1611 nucleotides. RefSeq names its product calphotin-like. The coding region runs from base 38 to 1441 and encodes 467 amino acids. Gene Ontology annotation, cellular component: extracellular matrix. NCBI's taxonomy places the organism in Eukaryota, Metazoa, Arthropoda, Insecta, Orthoptera, Acrididae. The transcript has 2 exons. The record is from RefSeq and is a predicted model, not a curated record.
UCCCCCGUUGCCAGGACAGCUGCAGCAGUCGCCCGAGAUGCAGAGUGUCGCCGUCCUCGCCUGCCUGCUGGCCGCCGCCCACGCCGGGAUCGUAGCGCCGCCCCACCUCCCUGCGGCUCCAGCGCCGGCGCCGGCCCACGCCGUCGUCUACGACCACUACGCGCCGCCCAGCUACAAGUUCGACUACGCCGUGGCCGACUCGCACACGGGCGAUGCCAAGACGCAGUUCGAGCACCGCGACGGAGACCGCGUGACCGGCGCCUACAGCCUCAUCGACGCCGACGGCACGACCCGCAUCGUCGAGUACACGGCCGACGACCACAACGGCUUCCAGGCGGUCGUGAAGCGCGUCGGACACCCGACGCCGGCGCCGCCCAGGGCCGUGGUCGUGGCCGCCCCUGCUCCGGCACCCGCCGCCCACGCGCCGGUGUACGCCGCCCCCGCCCCUGCUCCAGCCCCUGUCGCCCACGCUGCUGUUUAUGCUGCCCCUGCCGCCCACGCUCCGGUGCAUGCCGCCCCCGCCGGCCACGCAGCUGUUCUGAUCGCCCACGCUCCCGCCGCCCACGCAUACGCGUACCCGGCACCAGCGCACGGUCCCGCGCCUUACCACGGGAAAGCAGUCCCCAAUGACGAAGGUAACGUGACAGAGGAUACUUUCUCUCGUCCCUGCCGGACAUUGGACACGUACUUAAGCGGGAGCAGCGAACGCAGAGCCGCACCACACCCACAUCACCUGUUGCCAGGACAGCUGCAGCAGUCGCCCGAGAUGCAGUGUGUCGCCGUCCUCGCCUGCCUGCUGGCCGCCGCCCACGCCGGGAUCGUAGCGCCGCCCCACCUCCCUGCGGCUCCAGCGCCGGCGCCGGCCCACGCCGUCGUCUACGACCACUACGCGCCGCCCAGCUACAGGUUCGACUACGCCGUGGCCGACUCGCACACGGGCGACGCCAAGACGCAGUUCGAGCACCGCGACGGCGACCGCGUGACCGGCGCCUACAGCCUCAUCGACGCCGACGGCACGACCCGCAUCGUCGAGUACACGGCCGACGACCACAACGGCUUCCAGGCGGUCGUGAAGCGCGUCGGACACCCGACGCCGGCGCCGCCCAGGGCCGUGGUCGUGGCUGCCCCUGCUCCGGCGCCCGCCGCCCACGGUCCAGUGGACGCCACCCCCGCCGCCGUCCCUGUCGCCCAUGCUGCGGUCCACGCCGCCCCCGCAGCCCACGGUCCCGUGUACGCCGCCCCUGCUCCCUCUCCCGUCACCCAUUCCGCUGUUUACGCCGCCCCUCCCGCCCACGCGCCGGUGUACGCAGCUCCCGCUCCCGCCCCAGUCUCCCACGCAGCUGUCCUGGCCGCCCCCGCUCCUGCCGCCCAUGCGUACACGCACCCAGCACUAGCACACGUUGCUGCAGCCCACGGCAGCCACCUCCCCUACCAUGGGUAGAACAAUAACAUCGUGUACAACGACAAGUCAGCACCCUGUAUCAAACCACUACGUAAAAAUGACAGGAGUUUAUAAUUUUCGUUAUUGUUGACUCGUCAUUACGUACUAAUGAUUCAAAUCCUGUACUGUAAAAGCAAGUGGUGUAAAAUAAACCAUAAAUUACAAAGUAA